Messenger RNA from Arctia plantaginis, 411 nucleotides. The record is from the annotation of a GenBank genome assembly. Lineage: Eukaryota; Metazoa; Arthropoda; Insecta; Lepidoptera; Erebidae.
AUGUUCGUCAGGAGUUAUUUAAGUAAAGUUGCGAAAAACGUAGUUAGUUCGGCUAAUUAUGCAACGAAAAUUUCUAAACCUGAGAUUCCCAAGAAUCCCUUGUCUUCAAUAUAUACAGCGGCAAAUCAAAAAGAGAAUGGAGUAGUCUAUGAUAAAAAGCCCUUCAGGUUGAACUUGGAAGCUGGGAAGACAUACCAUUGGUGUCUCUGUGGAAGAUCUAAAUCGCAACCAUUGUGUGAUGGUACACAUAAAGAUAUAUACCUUAAAGUCACUCAAAGACCUGUGAGAUUUACAGUAGAAAAAUCAAAAGAAUACUGGCUGUGCAACUGUAAACAGACUAAGAACAGACCUUUCUGUGAUGGCACUCACAAGCAGAAGGAAAUACAGGAAGCUGGCACUGUCAGGUUGUGA